GUUGCAGGAUCGUCAAAAUCGAUGUUGUUUUCUUCAGAUUAAACGAGCCUUUUUCUCUGAUGCCAGGGCAUCGUGCAUCAAGGGCAGAGGGAUAUGGAGGACACGGUGGCUUCGGAUCUGUGCUUCCUGGUGUGUACAACGACCACAGCGGGAGGCGCACGUGCAGAGGCCUGAUGAUGCAAGGGGAAAACAUCUUCUUAGG
Striga hermonthica is the source of this 202-nucleotide messenger RNA. The record is from the annotation of a GenBank genome assembly. NCBI's taxonomy places the organism in Eukaryota, Viridiplantae, Streptophyta, Magnoliopsida, Lamiales, Orobanchaceae.